GACCCUCCGUGGCUGCAAGAAAAUUGGGUAUUUUUGCGAAAGCAGGCGACGGUCACACUGAAAUGGUUCGCAUUAAGAACAGAUAUAUAGCGGUGCAGAUUGUACCGCAUACACCCACGCAAACACUGCGGCUCAGCGAUCACGGCCUGGCCAAAAUUCUCCUGCAGAAUGUUGAAAAAUACUACGGAGUCUACGGUCUCGGUAUGAUCGAGCAGGGAUUCCGGGUGAAGUACAUCAAUGAUCAGACCAAAAUAGCCAUCAUACGCUGCCUGCAUCGCGGUCAACGCUUUGUGUCCAGUAUAUUGCCCCUGAUUACUUUGAUUGGAGAAGUUCGGGCCAAGUUUAGGACCCUCUAUGUGGGGGCCACCAUCAUCCAGUGCAACAAGUUCAUAGUCAGCCACCAGAAACAGUUCCUGGACCGCGCCAUGGGUCACUUAACAUCGGCCAAGGAGCGACAGGAUCUUUUCAAGCGCGUUAUGGAGCUCGACAUGGACAGAUAGCAUACGGAGUUGUUUAGCAUAUAAUUAAGUAAUUACAGUGAUUGGUUUUCUUGCAGAAAACGUUUGUUCCAAUUCGACUAAAAUGUAGAUCAUGUUUUUGGUAUCAAACUAAA
This is a messenger RNA of Drosophila elegans, 613 nucleotides long. RefSeq lists its product as uncharacterized. The record is from RefSeq and is a predicted model, not a curated record. Lineage: Eukaryota; Metazoa; Arthropoda; Insecta; Diptera; Drosophilidae. The transcript is spliced from 3 exons. Gene Ontology annotation, biological process: tRNA 5'-leader removal. Bases 63 to 500 code for a protein of 145 amino acids. Gene Ontology annotation, molecular function: ribonuclease P RNA binding. Gene Ontology annotation, cellular component: ribonuclease P complex.